AUGAAUCCGGCAGAACAAACGGUUACAUGGCUCAUUACGCUCGGUGUUUUGGAAUCACCAAAAAAGACCAUCUCGGAUCCUGACGGAUUUCUGCAGUCCUCGUUAAAAGAUGGGGUCGUGCUGUGUAGGUUACUGGAGCGACUGCGUCCGGGCACCACCGAUAAAAUAUUCCAGGAUCCUAAGAAUGACGCCGAGUGCUUGAGUAACAUCCAGGAGUUUCUCAAAGGUUGCAUUGUGUUUCGAGUCGAGCCGUUUGAGCCCAGUGACCUGUACCAGGGCCAGAACUUCAGUAAAGUACUUAUCACACUGGUCGCACUCAACAAAGUGACAGCAGACAUCGGCGUGGGCAGUGACUCUGUAUGUAACCGAUACUCCUCUGCUCAUCGUAUCAAGUCCUUUGAAUCUUUGGCUUCCCAGUCUUCACUGGGCCGGUCCUCCAAACUCCUCCAUAACCAGUUCCGCAGCCUGGUGAGUAACCUGGCGAGAACCGGAGAUAUGACAGAGAACAGUAAUGCCCAGUUGGUGGUGAAAGCACGCUUCAACUUCCAGCAGACCAAUGAGGAUGAGCUGUCUUUCACCAAGGGUGACAUCAUCAACGUCACCCGUACGGAGGAGGGGGGCUGGUGGGAAGGGACCCUCAAUGGCAAGACCGGCUGGUUUCCCAGCAACUACGUCCGAGAGGUGAAAGGUUAUGACAAACAGGUUUCCCCCAAAUCUGGAACUCUAAAAAGCCCCCCAAAAGGCUUCGACACCGCCGCCAUCAGUAAGACCUACUACAACCUGGUGUUACAGAACAUUCUAGAGACAGAGACGGAGUAUUCCAAGGACCUUCAGAAUCUCCUGACAAAUUACCUGAGACCGUUACAGAGCUCAGACAGGCUGAGUCCGUCAGACUUCAGUCUCAUUAUGGGAAACCUGGAGGAAAUCAACACCUUUCAACAGACUCUUGUCCAAUCGCUGGAGGACUGUAUGAAACUUCCAGAGAUGCAGCAGAAGGUUGGGGGGUUCUUUCUGAAUCUCAUGCCCCAAAUGAAAGCUCUUUAUGUGGGCUACUGCUCCAACCACCCCUCAGCCGUCAACGUGCUCACAGACCGCGGUGAAGAGCUGGGGGAGUUUAUGGAGGGGAAAGGAGCCAGCUCUCCUGGUAUUCUCACACUGACCACUGGUCUCAGCAAACCCUUCAUGAGACUGGACAAGUACCCUACUCUACUGAAAGAACUGGAAAGACACAUGGAGGAAGGUCACCUGGAUCGGCCUGACAUUCAGAAGAGUAUGACUCUAUUCAAAAACCUGUCGACACAGUGUCAAGAGGUGCGGAAGCGUAAGGAGCUGGAACUGCAGAUUCUAAACGAGUCCAUCCGGAUGUGGGAGGGAGAGGACAUCAAGACUUUAGGAUCUGUGCUGUACAUAAGCCAGGCUAUGGUCCAGAACCACGGCUCUGAGGAGAAAAAUGAACGUUACCUCCUGCUCUUCUCCCACGUCCUAUUAAUCCUGUCUGCCAGCCCGCGGAUGAGUGGCUUCAUCUACCAGCGGAAGCUGCCUUUGAGUGGAAUGACAGUUACCCCACUGGAGGACACUGAAAGUCAUAAGAAUGCUUUUGAGCUCUCUGGCAGCAUGUUUGAGAGACUGCAGGUCAUUUGCUUUAACCAGCAGGAUCGGCAGGACUGGCUGGAACACCUGAACUGUCAGAUCAAACACACGACCAUGGCGGCUCCCAGUCUGAAACCGCUCACCGUGCCCUGUCACACGCUACCCUCACACCCUGUGACGCCCUCCAGACAUGCGGAGAGCAGGGGGUUGACCGUUGCCCCCGCUUACCACACCCUGCCGCACCCCUCCUCGCACGGGGCCCCCCAUAGCACCGUGAUGUGGGGUCCUCUGGAACCUCCCAAAACCCAGAAACCCUGGAGCUUGAGCUGCCUGCGCCCGGCCCCCCCGCUAAGACCCUCCGCCGCUCUCUGCUAUAAAGAGGAUCUCAGUAAAAGUCCCAAAAGCAUGAAGAAGUUGCUGCCCAAACGGAAGCCUGAGAGGAAACCUUCGGAUGAGGAAUUUGCUCUGAGGAAAAGUACUGUAGCUCUCGAGGAAGACGCUCAGAUCCUGAAAGUGAUUGAGGCCUACUGCACGAGCGCUAAAACCAGACAAACUCUCAACUCAACGUGGCAAGGCACCGACCUGAUGCAUAAUCACGUGCUGGACCAGUCCAGCGUGGACUCUCUGGGUCGACGGAGCAGCAUAUCCAGGCCGGAGGCGCCCUCUGACCUGUCGGAGGACUCGGACUAUGACAGUAUAUGGACGUCCCACAGUUACAGGAUGGGCUCUGUAUCUCGACCGCAGAGGGACACUGGCCCACCACUGAUCGUUCCAGGAGAUGAGAAAGAGACGAAAAGCAACGGCCAAGCUGCCACGGAGGAGAACAGCCUGGUAGAUGUAGUCUAUGCUCUGAGGGAUGAAGUCCAGGAGCUGAAGCAGGACAAUAAGAAAAUGAAGAGAACUCUUGAAGAGGAGCAGAAAGCAAGGAAAGAUCUGGAAAAGAUUGUUAGAAAAGUGCUGAAAAACACGAACGAUGCCUCGUGGGAUGAAACGAAUUUAUGA
Chanos chanos (milkfish) is the source of this 2592-nucleotide messenger RNA. It is a transcript of the gene arhgef7a, whose product is annotated as Rho guanine nucleotide exchange factor (GEF) 7a. Gene Ontology annotation, cellular component: lamellipodium; cytoplasm. The record is from RefSeq and is a predicted model, not a curated record. Gene Ontology annotation, molecular function: guanyl-nucleotide exchange factor activity; protein binding. Gene Ontology annotation, biological process: lamellipodium assembly; intracellular signal transduction. The transcript has 22 exons. The coding region runs from base 1 to 2592 and encodes 863 amino acids. NCBI's taxonomy places the organism in Eukaryota, Metazoa, Chordata, Actinopteri, Gonorynchiformes, Chanidae.